Messenger RNA from Ziziphus jujuba (common jujube), 735 nucleotides. RefSeq names its product AP2-like ethylene-responsive transcription factor AIL6. Gene Ontology annotation, molecular function: DNA binding; DNA-binding transcription factor activity. Lineage: Eukaryota; Viridiplantae; Streptophyta; Magnoliopsida; Rosales; Rhamnaceae. Bases 1 to 735 code for a protein of 244 amino acids. The transcript is spliced from 5 exons. Gene Ontology annotation, biological process: regulation of DNA-templated transcription. The record is from RefSeq and is a predicted model, not a curated record.
AUGAACCCAUUUGAAGAAAUAUAUUCUGCCUUUUCUCAAUCAAAUCCUUCUCUUCUCCCUCAAAAUUUAAUUACUUCCCAAUUUGAGAACUCUAAUUCGUCACGACUUUUGGAUAAUUUUAGUGCUAUUGAUUCAAACAAAAACCAGUGUUGUCCACCUCUUCCCAUGCAAUAUUCACACCAUGGUGGUGAUCAUCAAGCUCACCAUGAGAAUUUCAAUUUGAUGAAUAAGUUUUCUACGCCAAAGCAUCAAAAUCAAGCUCCUACAUUUCUUCCUUUGCAACUUGAUUCUCCAUUGGCACUUAAAAAUUCAUUACUAGAAGUUCCUUACCUUAAUGUCCAGCUUAAAGACUCUCAGAUUAUACCAUCUUUGCCAAUGGAGUGUGACAACAAUGGACUUAAUGAUAAUACUUUUGAAGGGAACCAAAUUAGCGAUAAUGGCAUUGAUGAAACAAAUGAAUGCGAUGAAGAAGAAAGCAAUGCUGAAGCACAAAGUAAAGGACGGUGCAAAAAGACUAAAAGCACAUUUGGUGAGAGGAGUUCUAUGUAUCGUGGAGUUAUUUACGUAGGUGGAUUUGAACGAGAAGAGGAUGCUGCAAGAGCUUAUGAUCUAGCUGCACUUAAGUUUUGGGGACGGUCAGCUCCAUUAAAUUUUCCUCUGAGUGACUAUGCCAAGGAAUGGGAGGAAAUGCAGAAUGUGACCAAAAAAGAAUAUUUAUUGGCUAUCAGGAGGUAA